Messenger RNA from Sphenostylis stenocarpa, 345 nucleotides. NCBI's taxonomy places the organism in Eukaryota, Viridiplantae, Streptophyta, Magnoliopsida, Fabales, Fabaceae. The record is from the annotation of a GenBank genome assembly.
AUGGCAAUAGAGAUGACGGAGGGUGCUACUAAGAGCAAGAACGCCAACGCCAAUGGCGUUAAUGAGAAUGGCAAGAAGAUAAUCCGAAUUCAGGUUUCGAAAGCCAAGAAACCUUUCUUCUUCUACCUCAAUCUCGCCAAGAAGUACAUAAAGCAGGACAAUGACGUCGAGCUCUGUGCACUGGGAACGGCUAUUCCAACUGUUGUGAUCAUCUCCGAGAUUUUGAAAAGCAACGGGUGGGCAAUUGAGAAAAAUAUCAUGACAUCCACUGUUGGUUCCAAGGAAGACAAAGAAGCUUGGGAUUUUGCUGGGAAAGGCUGCAGAUAUGGAACAAAGCACAGUUGA